AAAAAUGUACAAAGUAAAGAAAAUAAGACAGGAACUACAACAUAGCUGUUUUCCCUAAACAUUCAGAUGAAUGUUAACCUAAAAUCCUAAUGAUUUUUAAAUUAUUGUUCCUGAUAUUUGUCAAGUAUCCAAAUGUAUUUGCCCUAGGAUUUAGUCUCCUACUCUUUAGCCCACAGAUCAGGUCAUAAAUAGCUGGUUAAGUCCUAUCCGGUCUUUGCAAAGCUCAUUGGCUUGUGUUUGGAGGAGGGCUCAAGCUACUAUAAAAGAUGAAGUGACGCAAAAUUUCACACAAUGCUUCCUGAAGCUCAGCUGAGCAGGUAGUCCAAGACAUCACAAACCUGUGUCCUUUAAAACAAAAAAGAUCAUAUUUUUAAGCAUUUCAUCGGAUAAUCCAAUGCUCAAAAUUAAAGCACACAUCAGCUGAAUUUAAAGUGUGGGACACUUCGACUAAUUCUGAAGGACAGUUUCACUGUUAUAUGCUGAAGAUGACUUGUGCAAAUGUGAUGUCGAGGUUUGGCCCGCCUGUCUCAGUGAGGUCUGUGGAUAUGACCGUGGGCUUCAGGUGCAGAGGAUCACCAAACAUCAACCACCUGCUCGGCGUGUCUUCACCCAAACCCCUGCGGCCCUGCAUCUCCCUUCAGCCGGUGUUUGAGUACAGACACUCCCCUUCGACAGGCCUCAUCACCGCCAAAAGCAGCCGCAGGGAAAAACGCGUCGCGUUCGCCGACGCCAAAGGACUUUCGCUCAUCACGGUGCGCUUGUUCUCCGAGAAAGAGGACAAAAUCCCUCGAGAACCGGUGAAGAUACCACGACUAAAGAAGUUGGGCUGCACUAAAGAGACUGUUAAUAAAGCUUUAAAGUUGAAGCUUGGCUUCGAACAGCCUUGUAGAGACUUCCAGGCGUUCAGAAGUCGGCUUCAGGAUCAUAUGGUUGUGUUGGAGAGCUGCAAUGUCACCAGAUGCUCCAUUCUGGGCACCGUACGCGUCAAGAACGUUUGCUUUGAGAAAGUGGUGCAAAUCCGUAUAACUUUCGACACCUGGCGCAGUUACAAGGACGUGCCGUGUACUUAUCUGGAGCAGAGUUAUGGGGAACCUGGAACCGACGUGUUUGAGUUUAACAUCGGCGUCCCUGAGCGGAUAGAUCCGGGCGAGCGCAUCGAGUUCUGCGUGUCUUACUCGCCGGCCGCGUUCAGUGCGGCUCGAUGGGACAAUAACAAUGGCGAUAACUACUGUAUCCAUGUGUGUUAAAGUGUGACUGAAUGUGCUGUUUUCUAACGAUGGUUUUACACUGCGUCUACAAACCUAAAAACUACAAACGUUUGCACUUUGUCACCUGCUUGCUGACCCGUUUAGCACGUACUGACUAAAAAACCAUUGCCACGGUCAAAGACCACAAAUGUAUUUUAUAAAUUUAAAUGUAUUUAAAUAUGUUAAUAUCUCACAUAUACGGUGGAAAUGUUUAUUUAACCUUGCAUACUGUGGAAAAUAUUUGAUAUUGUGUCAAAUAAAUGCGAUUUUAUAUUUUUAAAUACA
Labeo rohita (rohu) is the source of this 1532-nucleotide messenger RNA. It is a transcript of the gene ppp1r3c2b, whose product is annotated as protein phosphatase 1 regulatory subunit 3C2, duplicate b. The coding region runs from base 477 to 1247 and encodes 256 amino acids. Gene Ontology annotation, biological process: regulation of glycogen biosynthetic process. The record is from RefSeq and is a predicted model, not a curated record. Lineage: Eukaryota; Metazoa; Chordata; Actinopteri; Cypriniformes; Cyprinidae. The transcript has 3 exons. Gene Ontology annotation, molecular function: glycogen binding; protein phosphatase 1 binding. Gene Ontology annotation, cellular component: protein phosphatase type 1 complex.